Sparassis crispa is the source of this 495-nucleotide messenger RNA. RefSeq lists its product as hypothetical. NCBI's taxonomy places the organism in Eukaryota, Fungi, Basidiomycota, Agaricomycetes, Polyporales, Sparassidaceae. The transcript has a single exon. The coding region runs from base 1 to 495 and encodes 164 amino acids. The record is from RefSeq and is a predicted model, not a curated record.
AUGCCCUUCGAGCCUGGAGGCAUCUAUGCGAUUCUAUACGAACUCCCACCGACCCGCCCCAACCGCCCUGCCCCCCUACAUUGGGGCCUCCUCAUUGCCACUCAUCCCGACGGGAUCAAUAGCGUUCGCAUUCACGUGAAACAACACGACGUAACCAGCUGGUACCGCGAACUUUCAUGGACUUACGAUGCGCUUCGGUCUUCAAAUGGCUUACGUUACAUCCGUCUGGGACACACGCGCAAUAUGUCCCACGCAAUACAGACAGUAGAAGCAAUACCAGUUCCAGAAAGUGCUCCAGGUAUUUUCAACUGCGUAUGCUGGACUAUGGAAGCGAUCCAAUCUCUCCACGUUGCUGGCUACAUUCAGCUCACUUCUGGUGUGUUGACCGAACUAGAACAGAUGAUACGUCAUAUCGGGAAGCAGGCGUUGGAGUCGAAACAUGCAGGGAUGUGGCGACUUGAUCAAAUUGUGGACGCGCAUUCUCGUUUACCCUGA